ACCAUAGCACACAUUUGAUGCUGAAAUCCGGGAUAGGGGAACUCCUUUGGGAGUCGUGUCCCCUAGCCCCUUCCCCCGACUUCUUGAAGAGACCCACCCGUGACCGCGGUACCUCCGACCAGCUCUGUAAAAGCCCCGCCUCUGCCUUCGGAUAGCCUCCCUACUUCCAUCCAAUCUGACAAUGGUCCAGACUUCAUUAGCCAAAUUACCCAGGCAGUUUCCCAGGCCCUUGGCAUCCAGUGGAAUCUCCACACCCCAUACCAUCCUCAUUCCUCAGGAAAGGUUGAAAGAGCCAACGGCCUCUUAAAAACUCACCCUCCAACUCCGAAGGACUGGACUGUUCUCCUACCACUUGUGCUUCUCCGGAUCUGAGCCACCACCCAUGAACCUACCAGGAACCAUUGACAUUUAAAGAUGUGGCCAUAGAAUUCUCUCUGGAGGAGUGGCAAUGCCUGGAUACGGCACAGCGGGAUUUAUAUAGGAAUGUGUUGUUAGAGAACUACAGAAACCUGGUCUUUUUGGGUAUUGCUGUCUCUAAGCCAUAUCUGAUCACCUGUCUGGAGCAAAAAAAAGAGCCCUGGAAUAUAAAAAGACAUGAGAUGGUAGCCAAACCCCCAGUAAUGUCUUUUCAUUUUGCCCAAGACCUUUGGCCAGAGCAGAACGUAAAAGAUUCUUUCCAGAAAGUGACACUGAGAAGACAUGGAAAAUGUGAAUAUGAGAAUUUACAGUUAAGAAAAGGCUGUAAACAUGUGGAUGAGUGUAUGGGGCACAAAGGAGAUCAUAGUACAGUUAACCAAUGUUUGACAGCUACCUCAAGCAAAAUAUUCCAAUGUAAUAAAUAUUUGAAAGUCUUUGAUAAAUUUUCAAAUUCAGAUAGAUAUAAGAGAAGACAUACAGGAAACAAACACUUCAAAUGUAAAGAAUGUAGCAAAUCAUUUUGCGUGCUUUCACAACUAACUCAGCAUAGAAGAAUUCAUACUAGAGUGAAUUCCUACAAAUGUGAAGAAUGUGGAAAAGUCUUUAACUGGUUCUCAACUCUUACUAAACAUAAGAGAAUUCAUACUGGAGAAAAACCCUACAAAUGUGAAGAAUGUGGUAAAGCCUUUAACCAGUCCUCACAACUUACUAGGCAUAAGAUAAUUCAUACUGAAGAGAAACCCAACAAAUGUGAAGAAUGUGGCAAGGCCUUUAAACAGGCCUCACACCUUACUAUACAUAAAAUAAUUCAUACUGGAGAUAAACCUUACAAAUACGAAGAAUGUGGCAAAGUCUUUAGCCAGUCCUCACACCUUACUACACAAAAGAUACUUCACACUGGAGAGAAACUCUACAAAUGUAAAGAAUGUGGAAAAGCUUUUAACGUAUUCUCAAAUCUUACUAACCAUAAGAGAAUUCAUGCUGGGGAGAAACCCUACAAAUGUAAAGAAUGUGGCAGAGCUUUUAACAUAUCCUCAAACCUUAAUAAACAGGAGAAAAUUCAUACUGGAGAGAAACUCGACAAAUGUGAAGAAUGCAACAAAGCUUUUAACUGGUCCUUAAAACUUACUGCACAUAAGAAAAUUCUAAUGGAAGAGAAACCCUACAAAUGUGAAGAAUGUGGCAAAGUCUUUAACCAGUUCUCAACUCUUACUAGACAUAAGAUCAUUCAUACUGGAGAGAAACCCUACAAAUGUAAAGAAUGUGGCAAAGCUUUUAACCAAUCUUCAAACCUUACUGAACAUAAGAAAAUUCAUACUGCAGAGAAAUCCUAUAAAUGUGAAGAAUGUGGCAAAGCUUUUAACCAACACUCAAACCUAAUUAACCAUAGGAAAAUUUAUUCUGGAGAGAAGCCAUACAAAUGUGAAGAAUGUGGAAAAGCUUUUAAUCGAUCCUCAACCCUUACUAGACAUAAGAAAAUUCAUACUGGAGAGAAACCCUACAAAUGUGAAGAAUGUGGCAGAGCUUUUAGCCAGUCUUCAAACCUUACUGAACAUAAGAAAAUUCAUACUGGAGAGAAACCCUACAAAUGUGAAGAAUGUGGCAAAGCUUUUAACCGAUUCUCAACCCUUACUAAACAUAAGAGAAUUCAUACUGGAGAAAAACCCUAUAAAUGUGAAGAAUGUGGAAAAGCCUUUAAUCAAUCCUAUCAACUUACUAGACAUAAGAUAAUUCAUACUAAAGAGAAACUCAACAAAUGUGAAGAAUUUGGUAAGGCCUUUAAACAGUCCUCACACCAUACUAUACAUAAAAUUAUUCAUACUGGAGAGAAACCCUACAAAUGUGAAGAACAUGGCAAAGUUUUUAACCAAUCCUCAAACCUUACUACACAAAAGAUAAUUCAUACUGGAGAGAACCUCUACAAAUUUGAAGAACAUGGAAAAGCUUUUAACCUAUUCUCAAACAUUACUAACCAUAAGAUAAUUUAUACUGGAGAGAAACCCCACAAAUGUGAAGAAUGUGGAAAAGCUUAUAACCGAUUCUCAAACCUAACUAUACAUAAGAGAAUUCAUACAGGAGAGAAACCUUACCAAUGUGCAGAAUGUGGCAAAUCCUUUAACUGCUCCUCAACCCUUAAUAGACAUAAGAUAAUUCAUACUGGAGAGAAACCUUACAAAUGUAAAGAAUGUGGCAAAGCUUUUAACCUAUCCUCAACCCUUACUGCACAUAAGAAAAUUCAUACUGGAGAGAAACCCUAUAAAUGUGAAGAAUGUGGCAAAGCUUUUAACCAAUCCUCAAACCUUACUACACAUAAGAAAAUUCAUACUUCCGAGAAACCCUACAAAUGUGAAGAAUGUGGCAAAUCCUUUAACCAGUUCUCAUCUCUUAAUAUACAUAAGAUAAUUCAUACUGGAGAGAAACCCUACAAAUGUGGAGAUUAUGGCAGAGCUUUCAACCUAUCCUCAAAUCUUACUACACAUAAGAAAAUUCAUACUGGAGAGAAACCCUACAAAUGUGAAGAAUAUGGCAAAACUUAAUUGAUCCUACAAGCUUACUACACAUAAGAAAAUUCAUACUGGAGAAAAACUCUACAAAUGUGAAGAAUGUGUUAAAGCCUUUAACAAGUCUUCAACCUUUUCUACACACACGAUAUUUUAUACUGGUGAGAAACCUUACAAAUGUAAAGAAUGUGGCAAAGCUUUUAACUAAUCUUCAAACCUUACUGACCGUGAGAAAAUUCGUACUGGAGAGAAUCCUACAAAUGUGAAAAAUGUGGCAAAGCCUUUAACUGGUCCUUAACUUUUACUAAACAUAAGGUAAUUCAUACUGGAGAGAAGCCAUACAAAUGAGAACAGUGUGGCAAUACCUUUAAUCAGUCCUCACACCUUUCUACACAUAAGAUAAUUUAUACUGGAGAGGAACUCUAUAGUUGUGAAGAAUGUGGCAAAGCUUUUAGCCAAUCCUCAUACCUUACUAUACAGAAAUUCAUACCGGAGAGAAAGUCUAUGAUUGUGCAGAAUGUCGCAAAGCUUUUAACCUUCCUUAACCCUUACUGCAGAUAAGAAAAUUCAUACUGUAAAGAAACCCUACAAAUGUGAAGUCUGUGGCAAAGCUUUUCACUGAUUCUCAACUCUUACUACAUGUAAGUGUAUUUAUACUGGAGAGAAACCCUACAAAUGUAAAAAAUGUGGCAAUGCCUUUUACUGGUCCUCACACCUUGCUACACAUCAGACAAUUUAUACUUUGAGAGAAACCCUGCAAAUGCGAAUAAUGUGGCAACACUUUAAACCAAUCCUCAAACCUCACUAAACAUAAGAUAAUACUGAAAGCUUUACAAACCUAAAUGAUGUGACAAUAAUUUUGAUAACACCUCAAACUUUCUAACAUAAAUCAUACUGGUGAAAAAUCCUAGAAAUGUGAAAAAUAUCACAAAGCCUUUAAAUGGUUAUCACACUUGAUUGUAGGUAAGAUAAUCCAUACUGAAGAAAACCCCUGGAAGUGUAAAAAAUGUGGCAACACUUGUAAUAAAUGCUCACCCCUUAUUGCACAGGAAAGCAUUUAUACUUCAGAAAGAUUGUAGAAAUACAAGGAACGUGGAAAAGCCAUUAUUAUCUGUUCAGAUUUUACUCAACAUUAGUAUGUAAUAAAAGCAUUAUAAAUGCAAUUUUUGUCAAGAGAUCUUUCAGAAAAUAUAAGCCUUUAAAGUGAAGAAGAGGAGCCAGGUGUGCUGGCUCACAUCUGUAAUGCCAGCACUUUGGGAGGCCGAGGUGGGUGGAUCACCUGAGGGCAGGGGUCCAAGACCAGCCUGGCCAACAUAGCAAAAGCCCAUCUCUAUUAAAAAUCUUACAAAAAUUAGCUGCGUGUGGUGGCAGGCCCCUGUAAUCCCAGCUACUUGGGAGGCUGAAGCAGGGGAGUUGCUCAAACCUGGGAGGCGAAAGUUGCAGUGAGCUGAAGUCACACCACUACACUCCAGCCAAGGCAACAAGAGCAAAAACUUCGUCUCAAAAACAAAGCAAGGUACUCAUUUUGAGGACAAACAAUACAAAUACGAAGAGGGUUGUAGUACCUUUACUUGUAUCACAGAUAUUGUUGUACCCAUUUUGCACUAGAGGAAAACCAUGAAGCAGUUGCCCAAACAUUGUUCAACACCAGAAAAUUUGGAGAAAAACACUAAAUGUAAUGCAUUUGUGAAAACAUUUUUAAAAAAACUACAGCUUAGAAAACACCAGAGGCUCAUCCCUCCCUUCCUUCCUUCCUUCCUUCCUUCCUUCCUUCCUUCCUUCCUUCCUCCCUUCCUCCCUCCCUCCCUCCCUUCCUUCCUUCCUUCCUUCUUUCCUUUUCCCUCUGUGGCCCAGGCUGGAAUCUAGUCGACUCGCUGCACACUCCCCACCUCCGGCUCCCGUGAUUCUCUUGCCCCGGCCUGCGGGCUGCCUGGGAUUGCUGGCGCACGCCACGACCGCUGCCUGCUUUUUCUCCUUUGGCUGGAGGCGCAGUUUCGCCUUGUUGGCCAGGCUGGUCUCCAGCUCCUGACCUCCAGUGCGCUGCCCACCUCGGCCUCCCAAGGUGCUGGGACUGCAGACGGAGUCUUGCUCACUCAGUGUUCGGUGUUGCCCGAGCUGGAGUGCGGUGGCACGGUCUUGGCUCACUGCAGCCUCUGCCUCCCAGCCGCCUGCCUUGGCCUCCCAGGGUGCUGGGAUUGCAGCCUCUGCCUGGCCGCCACCCCAUCUGGGAGGUGCGGAGCAUCUCUGCCUGGCCGCCCAUCGUCUGGGAUAUGAGGAGCGCCUAUGCCUGGCAGCCCUGUCUGGGAAGUGAGGAGCGCCUCUGCCCAGCCACCCCGUCUGGGAAGUGAGGAGCGCCUCUGCCCGGCCGCCCCAUCUGGGAUGUGAGGAGCGCCUCUGCCCGGCCGCCCAUCGUCUGGGAAGUGAGGAGUGCCUCUGCCCGGCCGCCCAUCAUCUGGGAAGUGAGGAGCACCUCUGCCCGGCCACCCCGUCUGGGAAGUGAGGAGCGCCUCUCCCGGCCGCCCCAUCUGGGAUGUGAGGAGCGCUUCUGCCCGGCCACCCCGUCUGGGAUGUGAGGAGCGCCUCGGCCCGGCCGCCCCAUCUGGGAAGAAGUGAGGAGCGCCUCUGCCCAGCCGCCCCGUCUGGGAAGAAGUGAGGAGCGCCUCUGCCCGGCCGCCCCAUCUGGGAAGUGAGGAGCGCCUCUGCCCGGCCGCCCCGUCUGGGAAGUGAGGAGCGCCUCUGCCCAGCCGCCCCGUCUGGGAAGAAGUGAGGAGUGCCUCUGCCCGGCCGCCCCGUCUGGGAAGAAGUGAGGAGCGCCUCUGCCUGGCCGCCCCGUCUGGGAAGUGAGGAGCGCCUCUGCCCGGCUGCCCAUUGUCUGGGAUGUGAGGAACUCCUCUGCCCAGCCACCACCCCAUCUAGGAAGUGAGGAGUGCCUCUGCCUGGCCACCCCAUCUGGGAAGAAGUGAGGAGUGCCUCUGCCCGGCCGCCCUGUCUGGGAAGCGAGGAGCGCCUCUGCCCGGCCACCACCCCGUCUAGGAAGUGAGGAGCGCUUCUGCCCGGCUGCCUCGUCUGGGAUGUGGGGAGCUCCUCUGCCCGGCCGCCCCGUCUGGGAGGUCUACCACGGAGGCCAGAAGCAAUGUGGGGGCUGGACCUGGUGGCUCACGCCUGUAGUCCCAGCGCUCUGGGAGGCCGAGGCGGGUUGAUCACUUGGGGCUAGGAGUUCGAGACCAGCCUGGCUAACAUGGCGAAACAUAUGAAAAAUACAACAGACAAACCAACCAACCCAGCGACAACAAAACAGGUCUACCCUGGAGUCAUACUCUAAUUUUUUCUAUUUUCCUCCCUUUCUGAUCCUUUAUCCCACUUUCUUUUUCUUCCUCUUCUCCUUCUUCGUCAAAUAGAGGAUUGAGUUAUUAUCAUUGAUCCAUACAAAGUCCCUCUCUCAUUUAUUUUCUUUGAUUCCCACCCCCCAUUUCUAUUCCCUGUCUUCCUAUGUGCAACCUUCCUAAUAUGUUUGAUAUGCAUCUUUUUGUUUGUAUGUAUUUUUAGAAAAUGUUUGUUUUGUGUGCAAAAAAAUUAAUAAAAAAAAGAAAGAAAAAAAAAGAAAAUACCAGAGGCCUCAUACUAAAAUAUAUUUUUGCAAGUAUAGUAAAUAUAAAAAUAAUUUAAUCCAAAAUUAAGUCUAUGUAAAUAUCAGAGAAUUCACAGUAGAAAUAUCUAAGGUACUAGCACUUCGGACAUUGCACUAAAUCAGAAUGCUGAGUGUAGAAAAUAAUUUAAAACUAAAGUUGGUAGAUAAUGUGUAUAUAACUUUAAAAGAAGUAGAAUUUUUUUGUAGAUGUAUAAUUACAUUCAAAUUAUAUUUUUUCUUGAAAAAAUUAGUUUUUGAAAAGCAAAUAACGAUGUAAUUCAACUCUCAAAUUACUUCAUGCUCUUCAUUCCUAUUGUAUUCACACGUGAAAGCAUGUGAUUAAUUUUUCAUGCAUCAAAGAUAUGAGAAAUCAUUUCUGUUAGGUCGGUAUUAUUUAUGACACUUUCUAUGAAAGAAUAAAGACAUUAAAAUAUAAGAUGCAUGAUGAAAACCUGUGUGAAGAGGCGGUUUAUGUUUAAUUUACAAUAUUGAGUGAUCCAUGAAGUAGGUUUUCAGAGCAAUAUUCUUCUGCAUUAUGGUAAGAGAAAACCAUUUUUAAUCUUAGUUAAAAUUAAAGUUAAUUAGUAGUAUAUCAUUUUACUAAUUGUACUUUUAGGUAAAAUGCAAUGUGUUUAAAAAUUUUUGGAUUAUGCAUGAACUUAAUUUUUUAUUUAAACUUUCUUAACAUGUUAAAACUAUUGUGCAUUCAAUGAAGUGUUUUCAUGCCACUGACUUUACCUAUCCCACAUUACUCAAAGGUUUAGGUAAAAGAGGAUAACAGUAUACUACUUGAUAACAUAAUGGGCUAACAUCUCUAAUAAUUAUUUUUGCUAGUGGCUUUAAACUGUUAAUAAAUAAUAUUGUUCCCAUAGGUUAUAUUUUUAUUCUUUUUAAAGUUUAAACUUAUUUCUCUUAAUUUUUGUGGAUACAUAGUAUGUGUUUAUCUUUAUGCCAUGUAUGGCAUAUUUUGAUACAGGCAUAUAAUUUUAUGUAUUAAUCACAUCAGAGCAAAAGACGUAUCCAUCAACUCCAGCAUUUCUCUUUUGUAUUACAAACCAAUUCUACACUUUUAGAUACUUUAGAAUGUACAAUCGUUACUACAGGGUCAUUUUAUGGUUACAAUAAAAAUUAUAUGCAAGUACAAAUCAUGAGAAAAUUCUGAGUUCUGAAUAAACGUUUAAAAAAUGUUAUAUAUUUUUCUUUGAACAUGUGACCUCUCUGCCUGCAAACAUACAGCAUUUUAGUUUUGAUUUACAUACACUUAACUAUACACAUUUAUUACUCUAAAAAUAAACCUUAGGUAUGAGAAAAUUAUGGAGCAAGUAAGUGUGUUUGUGUAUUAGCUUGUACCUAUUUUCAGAAGACGAGCAAUAUUGGAACAAAACUAAUCUUUUCUUUUUCGAGAUGUAGUCUUGCUGUGUCGCCCAGGCUGGAGUGCAGUGGUGUGAUCUCGGCUCACCGCAAGCUCCGCUUCCCGGGUCCACGCCAUUCUCCUGCCUCAGCCUCCUGAGUUGCUGGGACUACAGGCGCCCAGCACCACGCCCGGCUAAUUUUUUUGUAUUUUUUAGUAGAGACAGGGUUUCACCGCGUUAGCCAGGAUGGUCUCAAUCUCCUGACCUCGUGAUCCGCCCACCUCGGCCACCCAAAGUGCUGGGAUUACAGGUGUGAGCCACCGCGCCUGGCCAAAAGUAAUAACUUUUAAAAGGUAACUAAUUUACUAGACAACUGAAAACCUCAAAAAUGCUGAAAGCAAAUCUAUACCCUCUGCUUUGCAUUGAAUUCAUUUCUGUAAAAUCUGGCUUAUGAUUUAGAAUCUCCCCAUGCAAAGUUUUUGUUUAUACUUGUGUGAUACUCAUGCUAACGUUUUUAAUUUUCUUGUUAUGCUUUUUUCUUUUAUAACUUACCAGGUAUUCAUCAUGUGAGCUGGUCAUGGAUUAUAAGAAUGAUUUUUAUAAAGUUUAGGAGUACACACAAAAUAACUUCUAGAUGUGUUUCCAAAAUUUGUGUAUUUUAUUUAUUUAGAACAUUCCAUUUCUUCUUUCCAUUGGAGGAUCCUAUAUAAGCCUACUUUUCUUUAGUUAGUAUUCUUUUGUCUUGUUAUAGUUGACAUAAGUAAAUUUAUUUACUGAGCCAGUUCAGGUAAGAAUUAAAAAGACUUCAUAAGUCAUGAAAAUGUUUUUAUAUAUAGACGUAGCAAACAAACAUGACAUUGCUUAUUGUGUAACAGAUGCUCCAUAAUGAGCCAUAUGUAUUUCUGCUGGUGUUAGUUUGUAACUAACUUCAAGUCAGAGAUGGAAAAUAUUAAUAGUGAAGAACUAACAUUGAUUUUUCAUGUGGAGAGAACAUUUUUUUUCAGGCUGCAAAGCUGAAUCUUGCUGUUUUUUUUUUAAAUUUCCUAAUUCAGGUUUAUUUAUCUUACGUGUCUUCCAUGUAUUCAAUGCAGUCCUUCUUUUUCUGUGUUAUUGCCACAGUUUUCUCACUGUUGUCUUCAUGCCAUGUCAAUUCACAUGGUACUUUGUAGGUUUUGGUGAGAAAGUUGGUAUUUUUUAAUGCACUGAAAAAUUGGUUAUAACUAGAGAGUUUGCUUAUCAAUAUAACUUUCAGAUUAGUUAAGAUAAAAGGCAUGCAAUGUCCACAGGUGAGAGGAUUAAAUCAGCAUUGUUUUUCUCUGUUUUUAAAAGGAGCAUCUUAUCAAAUUCUUACAUGAAGUGUGGCAAAUAUUAAAUUUACUAGGAAAUAGAUCUUAAAAAUUAAAUUUUUAAGAGAGCUAAUGGUAAGUGAAGAAUUUUAAAUGUAAUUUUCUAUGAUAUAGCACAGCAUACUUUUUUUUUGCAGAAUCUUCUAUUUUAAAGUGUGAAUAUUCAAGGUUCCAAAAUAACAUGACCUCUGUUGAUUCAAUAUUUGGAAUACUAUGUCUUUUCUAUAUUGAUAGUACAAUUCAGAAAAGUUUCUCACUCUUUAUAUAAUUAUAUUAAUGAGUGAAGUUUAAUCUACAGUUUUUAUUCGUAGUCACCUAACUAGCCAACUUCUUAUUUUCUAUGGAAAACUUUUGUAGAUAAUGGCAGCUUUUGGAUUAAAACGUUUUCUGUUAUUUUGCAUGCAAACUUGUUUACUGUGUUAACAGUUAGUCAUGAGACCAUAAGAAACACCUCUCUUUCAGUGUCUUUCAUACCAUUACCAUCUGCAAUAAAUAAAUGUUUAUUUGUUCUGUAAAACAUUAUGUUUGGAAGUAUAUAUACAUUGUCAAAUGCUUAAUUUUAGGUCAUUAAAGUUUUACCUCAGAGUUAACAUUUUUGUGGUGAGAGCAGAUGACAUUGUCAGCAUUUUCCAAAAAUACUAAUAUAUUGUUAUAUUCUAUAGUCACCAUGCUGUAAAAAAAAAAACCUCCUGAACUUCUUUCUAUCCAACUAUAAGUAUGUAUUCUUUGACUGACAUCUUUCCAUCCUCCAUCCCCCCUUUUUUCUAAAUACCUUGGCCUCUGGUGGUCACUAGUUUACUCUCUACUUCAAUGAGAUUACAUUUUGUUUAUUUAUGUAUUUAUUUAUUUAUGAGACAGAGUCUCACUCUGUCACCCAGGCUAGAGUGCAAUGGUGUGAUCUCAGCUCACUGCAACCUCCGCCUCCCAAGUUCAAGUGGUUCUUCUGCCUCAGCCUCCUGAGUAGUUGAGAUUACAGGCAUUCACCACCACCUCUGGCUAAAUUUUUGUGUUUUUAGUAGAGACGGAUUUGCCACAUUGCCUAGACUGGUCUCGAACUCCUGAGCUUAGGCAAUCCACCCCUCUUGGCUUCCCAAAGUGCUAGGAUUACAGGCAUGAGCCGCCGCACCUGGCCGAGAUUACGUUUUUUAGAAUCCAUGUGUACGUGAAAUCAUGAAAUGGUCAUCUUUCUGUACCUGGCUCAUUUCAACAAAUAUAAUGUCCUCCAGUUUAAUUUAUGUGAUUGAAAAUAGUAGAAUUUUCUUUUUUGAAGAUUAAUAGUAUUCCAUAGUAUUUACCACAUUGUCUUUGUUAAAUGUUGAACUGUUGAUUCCAUAUUUUGGGAAUUGUGAAGAGUGUUGCAAGCAGUAUGGAAGUGCAAUUAUUUCUUCAUUCCGAUUUCAUUUGUUUGGCAUAUAUAAACAGUAGCGAAAUUGUUUUUUUGUUUUUUGUUUUUGAGACAGAGUCUAGGUCUGUUGCCAGGCUGGAGUGCAGUGGCACGAUCUUGGCUCACUGCAUUCUGCACCACCCGGGUUCAAGUGAUUCAUCUGCCUCAGCCUCCUGAGUAGCUGGGAUUACCAGCAUGCACCACCACGCCCAGCUAAUUUUUGUAUUUUUAGUAGAGACGAGGUUUCACCAUGUUGGCCAGGAUGGUCUCGAGCUCCUGACCUCGUGAUCCACCCCCCUCGGUCUCCCAAAGUGCUAGGAUUACAGGCAUGAGCCACUGCGCCCGGCUGAAAUUGCUGUAUUAUAUGAUAGUUUAAUUAUAAAUUUUUUGAGAAAUCUUAUUUAGUUUUUUAUAAUGACUGUCCUCAUUCACAUUCAAACCAGUGUGCAAGCAUUCCCUUUUCUUCACAACCUAACUUAUUUUCUUUGUAAUAAGAGUAAUUCUCACAGGAGUGAGUUGAUACCUCAUAGAGUUUUGGUUUCUUUUCUCUGGUAAUUGAUAUUGAGCAUUUUUUAUAUAUCUCUUAGCCAUAUGUAUGUCUUUCCUUGAAAAAUAUUUAAGCCUUUUGCUCAUUUUUAAUGGUUAUUUGUCUUUUGUUAUAUAGUCAUUUGAGCUUUUUAUUUUUUUUAUAUUAACCCCUUGUUACAUGUGAUUUGCAAGCAUUUUCUCCCAUGUUUUAGUUGUCUUAUCCUGUUGGUCAUAUCAGAUUCUGUGCAGCAGCUUUUUAAUUUGAAAUAGUGUGACUCAUCUAUUUUUUCUUUGAUUCCCUGAGAUUUUGAGGUUAAGUUAAAAAAGUCACUGCCUAGACCAAUGUUAUGGGGAUUUCACUCUAUAUUUUUCAUAGUAGUUUCAGAGUUUCAGGCCUUACGUUUAAGUAUCUAAUUUAUUUCGAAUUGAUUUUUAUAUGUAGUGUAAUAUGGUCUCAUUUUAUUUCUCUGCAUGUGGACGUAAAGUUUUCUUGACACCAUUUGUUGAAGAUAAUAUUUUUUCCCUAGGAAAUGUUCACCUACAUCUAAAAUUAGUUAGCUUAAAUACAUGAAUAUACUUCUGGUCUCUCUUUUCUGCUCCAUUGGCCUAUGUGUCAAUAUACACAACUUCCCAUGAUUUAAUCAGGAAAAAAGAGAAGUCUUGAACAGAGCAAAAAUGUAUUAAAUGUAUAAUAAAAUUGAAUUUGUAAUAAAAAACCCUACAAAAUAUAACAAGUCCUGGAUCAGAUGAAUUUGCAGCCCAAUUUUACCACAAAUACAAAUAUGAUCUGGUACUAAUUCUACUGAAUGUAUUCCAGAAAUGAAAGUGGGUUUCCUUCCUAACUUGUUAUAUGAAAUCAGUAUCAUCUUGAUACCCAAAUCUGCUUAAGACACAAGAAAAAAAAUCUACAGUCCAAUAUUCCUGUUGAACAUUGAAACAAAAAUCCUUCCUGAAAUACUAGCAAGCCGAGUUCAUAAGCAAAUGAAAAAGUUAUUUUGCCACAAUCAUGUGAGUAUUAUUUUAUGACUGCGAAGAUGUUUCAUCAUAUACAAGUCAAUAAGUGUGAUUCAGCAUGUAAAGAUAAUUAAACUCAUAAGAUCAGAUGAUUAUAACAACAGAUGCAGAAAAAGCACUCAAGAAAAUCCAAUAUUCGUUCAAAAAUCCUCAACAAACUAGGCAUUGAAGAAACAUCUCACAAUAAUAAGAGCCAUCUAUGACAAAUUCUCAGCCAACAUCAUACUCAACAGGUAAAAGCUGGAUGCAUUCUUCGUAAGAAUAAAAAUAAGAAUACCCACUCUAAACACUCCUAUUCAACAUAGUUUUGGAAGUCCUAGCCAGAGCAAUCCAACAAGAUAAAGAAAUAAAAGUCAUCCAAAUAGGAGAAAAGAAAGUCAAUUUAAUUCUCUACCAGGGAAACUUUAGAGAUUUCACCAAAAGACUCCUAAGCCCAAAAAAUGACUUCAGGAAAGUUUCAAGAUACAAAAUUAACAUACACAAAUGAGUAGCAUUUCUAUACACCAAUAACAUUCAAGCUGACAACAAAAUCAAGAGCACAGCUUUAUUUAAAAUAGCCACACCAAAAAAUUAACAUAUCUAGGAAUGCAUUAAGUCAUGGAGGUAAAAUAUCUCCACAGGGAGAACUACAAAACACUACUGAAACAAAUCAGAGACAACACAUAGAAAUGGAAAACAUGGCUGGGCGUGGUGGCUCAUGCCUGUAAUUCCAGCACUUUGGGAGGCCGAGGUGGGCGGAUCACGAGGUCAGGAGUUCAAGACCAGCCUGGCUAACAUGGUGAAACCCCAUCUCUACUAAAAAUACAAAAAUUAGCUGGGCGUGGUGGCACAUGCCUGUAAUCCCAGCUAGGGAGGCUGAGGCAGGAGAAUCACUUGAACACAGGAGGCAGAGGUUGCGGUUAGCCGAGAUUGCGCCACUGCACUCCAGCCUGGCAACAGAGCAAGACUCGGUCUCAAAAAAAAAAAAAAAAAAAAGAAAA
Molecule: messenger RNA, 13150 nt
Organism: Symphalangus syndactylus (siamang)
Lineage: Eukaryota; Metazoa; Chordata; Mammalia; Primates; Hylobatidae
Gene: ZNF107
Product: zinc finger protein 107
Biological process (GO): regulation of DNA-templated transcription
Cellular component (GO): nucleus
Source: RefSeq, a predicted model, not a curated record